AUGUUAGUGUGGGAGGAUUUACGUGUAAAAACACAAUACCGAUACCAUGUAACGAUUUAUGCGCUGGAAGAGCCUAUAAAUACAGGAGGACCAUCAAUGUCGAGCCAUAUUUUCGCUGAGGGUUGCGGAAAAAUGGGUGAGAAUGUGUUUUUGUUAGUUCAUCAUCGGGGAAAGAUCGAUGAAAACACAAGUGAGGGUGUAACGUUCAGUAGCAAGAAACAGAUUGGAGUGUUCAUAAAUCCAUCAACGAGUUUAGAUGAUUUACAAAAUAGCAUAAUACAAAAGUUAGGUAAGUGCAGUAAAAGGCUUGUGAAGCAGAUGUUCUUCAGGAUCCCAAUCUUACUCAGGCAGGCUUAUGUGAAGUUUGGAAAAUAUGAGAUGUUAGGCGAUGAUGACAUUCGCGUUAUAUUUCACAGUCAAUCGAGAUUUCCAGAUUUGGGAGCUAUGGAGUUGUUCGUGAAAAUGGCUGAUGUGGAGGGUAGCUCUGGUGGAUCUGCUCCAAAUCCGCCCAUAGUCAGGGUAGAUGGUGCUUCAAGUGCCGUUCCAAAUCGUCACAACGUCACCGCCCACGUUUCAUCUCCAUCAUUUGCAGCCGAAAUGGCUGUUCAUGCUGAAGACGGGGAUUGCUUGGGUGAUGUACGAACCUUAAGGGAGGUUGCAGCGGCAAUGAGAGAGGGACCGGUAUUGGAUGGUGCAACUACGUUCAUGGAGGUCAGAGAUAGGGAUCCAGUUGCUGAGGCCAUUGGUGAUGAUGAUUCAGAUUCGGAACCACCCGUUAUCGGUGAUGAAUCUGACGAUGAGGAUGACACAAGACCAGUUGCGAGAUCGCAAGGCCAAACAAGUUCUCAGACACAACAGUACCCUCCGCACUUCUCUACGUUGGAUCUUGAAACGAUGAAUCAACCAGCAUUUCCAGGUCGACAAAUGUCAGGUAUUCACAGAGACGAGCACGGUAUGCAUGGGGCAGAGGAGUUUGAGGUCGGGCACCGGUUCCAGAGCAAGGAGGAGGUAGUGUUGAUGGUGAAGAAUUACAAUAUCCGCCGUGGUGUUCAGUAUAAGGUGUUUGAGUCAGACCAGUUGAAGUCUCUGGACGCCAUCGCUCAACAAAGGCACUAA
Arachis duranensis is the source of this 1116-nucleotide messenger RNA. RefSeq lists its product as uncharacterized. The coding region runs from base 1 to 1116 and encodes 371 amino acids. The record is from RefSeq and is a predicted model, not a curated record. NCBI's taxonomy places the organism in Eukaryota, Viridiplantae, Streptophyta, Magnoliopsida, Fabales, Fabaceae. The transcript has a single exon.